Messenger RNA from Scheffersomyces coipomensis, 2584 nucleotides. It is a transcript of the gene UBP13, whose product is annotated as ubiquitin-specific protease. The record is from RefSeq and is a predicted model, not a curated record. The annotation marks the transcript as partial. Gene Ontology annotation, biological process: protein deubiquitination. NCBI's taxonomy places the organism in Eukaryota, Fungi, Ascomycota, Pichiomycetes, Serinales, Debaryomycetaceae. Gene Ontology annotation, cellular component: nucleus; cytosol. Gene Ontology annotation, molecular function: cysteine-type deubiquitinase activity. The transcript has a single exon.
AUAUAUAAUUAUUAAUCGUAAUAUAAUAAUUCCUGUAUAUAUGUUCUUCCCCUCCUUUUCCGUCUCUCUCAUAUAUUUUUUUCCGAGUAAGUUUAAAUUGAAAUGUCAAAUUGUAUGAGGAGAUAUCUAAUUCAACUAUAAAUUUCAAUUCAGUUUAUAGUUUGAUCCUACUCUAGGGAUAGUUCAUUUAUAGAUAUACCACAUUCAUAGACUGACAUCAAUUAAACCAUAGUCAAUUAAUAUCAUGGCAAAACAUCAUCAAGCCCACGCCCAGGUUGUACCACCACCUGGCUCAAGUAUAAGUAGUCAAGGUGGUAAUACUACAACAACUCAUAUUAAAUUACCUUAUGGUGAUGGAUCUAAUAAAAUCUUUGGAAUGGAGAAUUUUGGUAACACUUGUUAUUGUAAUUCGAUUCUUCAAUGUUUAUUCUAUAGUGAAAACUUUAGAGUCAAUUUAGUUAAACAUAAAUUAACAAAUCAUGAUCAAAAAUUGGUGGUUAAUGGGGUUAAAACUCAUAAUUUCACUACUAAAUAUGAACAAUUGGUGAUUAAAAAGACUAAAGAACAAGGUAAAAAUCCUCCGGCAUCAAUGUCAUUAUCAAACAGUAUGAAUAAUUCAACUAAUACCAAUAAUGGAUCUAUUAAUAAUGCGGCAAUGUCAACCACCAAUAGUACUACAACUGUUGAUACUAAUGAUAAACCAAAACCUUCUAAAAAGGGAAGCUUAUUCGGAUUAAAAUUCAAUACUUCGUCAUCUAAUUCAUCUCAUACUUUAUUAAAUAAUUCCAAUUAUAAUCAAAAUGAGGAUCUAAAAAAAUUUGCCGGUUAUAUCAUGGAAGCCAAAAAUUGUGAAGCAUUAUCUUUAGAUCAAAGAUUAAAAAUAUUAAGAAAUCCUGACUUUCAACAAUUACAUUUAUUAAUCACAAGACCAUCUCAUAAUAUAGCAAAUUCAGGUCAAAGGCUUGAUUAUUCGCAAUCAUCUUCAAUGUUAUUAAAUAAUGAACAAGCAGGAAAUAAUCCAAAUCAUAUUCCUGCUCCACCUCUCUCACAACAACAGCAACUACAACCUCAACAACAUAAUCUAAACGAAAGUGUCAUCAAUACAACAUCAGCUUGUGUAAUAGUCGGUAUACCUCAUCCAGAACCGUUUCUCAGUAUUCCUAUAAAUCCAUUCAAUCCAAAUCCUUCAUCUGAUCAACGUAAACGUUCAGCUUUGAUUAAUGGCCCAAUCAUCAAUCUUGAUACUUCUUUACAAUUACCUAGUGAAUAUUCUGACGACAGUGCUUUAUUAUAUGCCUUAAAGGAUAUGUUUGAAAGUAUGAUUGAAAAUAAAUCAACUAUUGGAGUGGUAUCACCUACCUAUUUUAUUCUGAAAUUAAAAGAAAAGAAUUAUUUAUUUCGUCAAAAUAAUAUGCAUCAUGAUGCUCAUGAAUUCUUUAAUUAUUUAAUUAAUGAAAUCAUUGAAUGUCUUAAUAAAGAGAUUGGAGUGGAAAAUAAUUGGUGUAAUGAUAUCUUUCAAGGGUUAAUUACCAAUGAAACCAAAUGUUUAAGUUGUGAAACUAUUACUUCCAAACAUGAAUUCUUUUUGGAUUUAUCAAUUGAUAUUCCUCCUGGUGAAAGUUCUUAUUCAUUAAGUUAUUCAUUAAAUAAUUUCUCCAAACUGGAAACAUUAACAAAUCAAAAUAAAUUCUAUUGUAACACAUGUUCAUCAUUACAAGAAGCUAUUAAGACUAUUAAAUUAAAGAAAUUACCUGAAGUUUUAGUUAUCAAUUUUAAAAGAUUUAAAUAUGAUGAAAAAGUAGAUAAAAUGGUUAAAUUAUUUGAUUCAAUCAGUUAUCCUUUCAAAUUAAGAUUAUUUAAUACUACGGAUGAUGAAAAGGAUUUCUCAUUAUAUGAGUUAUAUGCAUUAGUGAUUCAUAUUGGGGGUGGUCCAAUGCAUGGUCAUUAUAUCUCAAUUUGUAAAAUCAAAGCUGGAUUAUGGUUAUUAUUCGAUGAUGAAACGGUUGAAUUAGUUGAAGAUUCAUAUGUAAUGAGAUUUUUCGGUAAUGGACCUGGUUUAGCAAGUGCUUAUAUUUUAUUUUAUUCCAAAUGUACUCAAAAACCAGCUAAUGUUGAUGAAUUUGAUGAUUGUAUUAAUUUUGGAUUCAAUACUAAUGAUAUUUAUCAUGGUGAUGAUUAUUCUUUAGUAGACAAUGCUACCACUGUAAGUGAUGUAUCAGGUACUAACGCUAAAAAAUCAUCUAAUACUGAUUUUUCCAAUGAUGAAUCAAAAUCUGAGGAUUCUUCCAUUAGUUCAACUGAUGUACAAAAUAGAAAGAGUAGUAUUACAGGUGGUGGUUUAUUUAAGAAGAGUUUCAAAUUUGAAGGUUCAUCUGCUGUGGCCAAUACAACUUCAAUCAAUACAUCAGGGUCUACAGCUACUACCAUUAGCAAUACUAAUCCUAAUGCAAAUCCAUCUACAAAAGAAGAUCAUAAUUUAGUCAAGACUGAAAGUAUUAAGGAAUCCAAAGAAAAGAAGACUUGGGUUGGAGGUUUAAAGAGAAGAGAAAGUAAAGUCGAUACCAAUAUGGAACGUAAAGCAAGU